GCAGCCAGAUUGUAGCAGAAAUGGGAACAUCAGCAAAAGAAAAAAUCUAUGAUUUUUCGGACAAAGAGCGGUAAAUUUUAAAGGAGUUGGAGGAGAUGCAGGGCAAGCUCACAGAAAUUGGACGUUCCCUAGAGAUACCGGAUUUGAGGGAAGAUACUUUUGCCUUGAACAUAACGUUCGACCUCAUUACCAAACAUAGCAGAACUCUCCAAGACCUGUACACCGGAGUAAACGGAAUCACGAGAGAAGCUUGUAAAUGCGACGAGUUCGUUAGGGUGAAGUUUUAUGACUUCACAUAUCACAGCUUAAGGGCUGUUCAUAAUGAUUUGAUUGCACGUGUUGCGGAACUACAAUCAGAAGAAAAGAAAAUGACAGAGACGGAAAAAAUAAAACUGAAAUGUCUGGUGUCGUACCGAAACGGCAGAGAAAGAGAAAUCGUGCAACUGGAGAAACUGUGGAAACGACUUUUCUCCCCGGUUGAUGAAUUGAAGAAGUCUCAAUCAGCCCUACCUUCGCAGAGACAAACUCAGACGCCACCUCAGAACCCCAGAGCAUAUUCAGAAGGGGCUCGGCCAAAAGAGUUAAUAACAAAGUCAAGGAUCCCCAGGAUAAAGAAGAAAAGACAAGACAAAGAAUCCUGUGUCCUUACGUCUUACAAAACAGAUAAUGACAGAAAUCAAGAUAAAGAAUAUAAGGACGAGUAAUAUUGACUCAGGACGAGAAAUAAUGACUCGGGACGAGAAAUAAUGACCCGGCUGUCGUCGUUGAUCUGAGAUGCUUUCAUUUUCUUACACUCUGGAGAUAGGUUUUCACUUGAUAGACAUAUUCUCUUGUGGUUAGUUCUACUUCACCUGUAGGCUGGUUGACUUUGUGUUCAAUAAGUGACACAGGAUGAAAUGACUAAAUUAAGUUUCCUUAAAGGCAACUUAAAGGUUAACAUUAGAAGUAUUUAAGUCAUCUUUAGGUGACAUACAAAAGUUCUGAAACGUAUCUUUAAUUGAACUUUCCGAAGUCAAUUAAAGUGUCCUUAUCAACCAUUUAGUUAACACUUUAAGGUCACAUGAAAGGAAACCUAAAUAACCAUUUCAUGAACACUUUAAGAUCACAUGAAUGCAAACCUAAAUAACCAUUUAAUUGAUUUUAGGAAUCCUCUUAAUUCUUGUAAACUCAACUUUAGUCACCCAAAACUUCUACUUGUAAAUGCAUCUUAGAGGUUUCUUCAAUCUUUUGUUUCUCUUUAAGUACUGCUUAAAGUUACAGGUUUUGUUGUAAUUCAUCUUUAGUUGUACUUUCAGAUUCUCUUAAAUUUCAAGUUUUGUUAACAUUCAUCAUUAAGUGACCUUUAAGUGCCUCUAAAAGCUGCAGGUUUCACUUUCAACUGACUUUUGAUUUGCUUAAUCACACCCACAUUUAUAUCCCAAUAACUUAUGAUAUUUUGGGCAACCUUACAAUUGAUAGAAAAAGAAGCAUCACACAUUCAAGUAAUAACAAAGUGUUUGAAAUUGCAGUGAUGAAAUAGUUUCGUUCAAAACUCAUUUGUUCCCCUGAGAUAACAUAAACCUACAAUGAAGCUGAGGAUAUCCCAGUCGAGCCCCAUACAUAAUUAAAAAAAGAGAUGUCCAAAUGUUUGAAUUACUGAUUGACAUACUUUAUUAAAAUUGUUUCACU
Messenger RNA from Stylophora pistillata, 1668 nucleotides. RefSeq lists its product as uncharacterized. Lineage: Eukaryota; Metazoa; Cnidaria; Anthozoa; Scleractinia; Pocilloporidae. The record is from RefSeq and is a predicted model, not a curated record. Gene Ontology annotation, biological process: signal transduction. Gene Ontology annotation, molecular function: protein binding.